AUGGCGACUAUGUCAAGGCCGCUGCUACCGCAGCUGGUGAGCUGUACGCCUACGGCAGGUACGACGUGCUUUUCAAGCCGACCAAGGCUGCCGAGCACCAGUUCCGGCCUAAGGCCGAAGAGGCCAUGUCCUAUUUUGUCGGUUGCAAGGCUGUCGACAAUGGGUAUGUUGAGGACGGCGGUUUUGCGAUCAAUGGCGGCAAGGGCUGGUCGGAUUGCGUGUACGACAACCACCAGAUCGACCUCAAUGGUCAUGUCGCCAUCGCCAUGGGCAACUACUACUUCACCUGCGCAACAACUGGAGAGAAAUCCAAAGUCGAGUACACCUUUGGCUACCAACGCUGCGAUGACGGCAAGGUUCGCAUCUUCUUGCACCAUUCGUCCGUGCCGUACGCCGUCUCCAGUCAAGCAGCGGACCCCAAGGGACAUAUGGUGGUCAGCACAGCAGCGGUCACACGGGAAGACGUCAUCGCUGUGCAGAACGCAUGGGCGGGCCGCUGCUACCGCAGCUGGUGAGCUGUACGCCUACGGCAGGUACGACGUGCUUUUCAAGCCGACCAAGGCUGCCGAGCACCAGUUCCGGCCUAAGGCCGAAGAGGCCAUGUCCUAUUUUGUCGGUUGCAAGGCUGUCGAUAAUGGGUAUGUUGAGGACGGCGGUUUUGCGAUCAAUGGCGGCAAGGGCUGGUCGGAUUGCGUGUACGACAACCACCAGAUCGCACUCAAGAUCGAUGUCGCCAUCGCCAUGGGCAACUACUACUUCACCUGCGCAACAACUGGAGAGAAAUCCAAAGUCGAGUACACCUUCGGCUAUCAACGCUGCGAUGACGGCAAGGUUCGUAUCUUCUUGCACCAUUCGUCCGUGCCGUACGCCGUCUCCAGUAAAGCAGCGGACCCCAAGGGACAUAUGGUGGUCAGCACAGCAGCGGUCACACGGGAAGACGUCAUCGCUGUGCAGAACGCAUGGGCGGGCGCGAUCAAAAACAUUUCGAAGAUCUACAAGGAGAAUGGCGACUAUGUCAAGGCCGCUGCUACCGCAGCUGGUGAGCUGUACGCCUACGGCAGGUACGACGUGCUUUUCAAGCCGACCAAGGCUGCCGAGCACCAGUUCCGGCCUAAGGCCGAAGAGGCCAUGUCCUAUUUUGUCGGCUGCAAGGCUGUCGAUAAUGGGUACGCUGAGGACGGUGGUUUUGCGAUCAAUGGCGGCAAGGGCUGGUCAGAUUGCGUGUACGACAACCACCAGAUCGCACUCAAGAUCAAUGUCGCCAUCGCCAUGGGCAACUACUACUUCACCUGCGCAACAACUGGAGAGAAAUCCAAAGUCGAGUACACCUUCGGCUAUCAACGCUGCGAUGACGGCAAGGUUCGUAUCUUCUUGCACCAUUCGUCCGUGCCGUACGCCGUCUCCAGUCAAGCAGCGGACCCCAAGGGACAUAUGGUGGUCAGCACAGCAGCGGUCACACGGGAAGACGUCAUCGCUGUGCAGAACGCAUGGGCGGGCGCGAUCAAAAACAUUUCGAAGAUCUACAAGGAGAAUGGCGACUAUGUCAACGCCGCUGCUACCGCAGCUGGUGAGCUGUACGCCUACGGCAGGUACGACGUGCUUUUCAAGCCGACCAAGGCUGCCGAGCACCAGUUCCGGCCUAAGGCCGAAGAGGCCAUGUCCUAUUUUGUCGGUUGCAAGGCUGUCGAUAAUGGGUAUGUUGAGGACGGCGGUUUUGCGAUCAAUGGCGGCAAGGGCUGGUCGGAUUGCGUGUACGACAACCACCAGAUCGCACUCAAGAUCGAUGUCGCCAUCGCCAUGGGCAACUACUACUUCACCUGCGCAACAACUGGAGAGAAAUCCAAAGUCGAGUACACCUUCGGCUAUCAACGCUGCGAUGACGGCAAGGUUCGUAUCUUCUUGCACCAUUCGUCCGUGCCGUACGCCGUCUCCAGUCAAGCAGCGGACCCCAAGGGACAUAUGGUGGUCAGCACAGCAGCGGUCACACGGGAAGACGUCAUCGCUGUGCAGAACGCAUGGGCGGGCGCGAUCAAAAACAUUUCGAAGAUCUACAAGGAGAAUGGCGACUUUGUCAAGGCCGCUGCUACCGCAGCUGGUGAGCUGUACGCCUACGGCAGGUACGACGUGCUUUUCAAGCCGACCAAGGCUGCCGAGCACCAGUUCCGGCCUAAGGCCGAAGAGGCCAUGUCCUAUUUUGUCGGCUGCAAGGCUGUCGAUAAUGGGUACGCUGAGGACGGUGGUUUUGCGAUCAAUGGCGGCAAGGGCUGGUCAGAUUGCGUGUACGACAACCACCAGAUCGCACUCAAGAUCAAUGUCGCCAUCGCCAUGGGCAACUACUACUUCACCUGCGCAACAACUGGAGAGAAAUCCAAAGUCGAGUACACCUUCGGGUAUAAACGCUGCGAUGACGGCAAGGUUCGUAUCUUCUUGCACCAUUCGUCCGUGCCGUAUACGGCCAUGCAAGCGGAGGCCCCUGGUGCCGAACUUGAUUCGACAGUGACCGGUGCGUGA
Prorocentrum cordatum is the source of this 2511-nucleotide messenger RNA. NCBI's taxonomy places the organism in Eukaryota, Dinophyceae, Prorocentrales, Prorocentraceae. The record is from the annotation of a GenBank genome assembly.